AUGUCCAAAAUCGCUCUUAUCACCGGCAGCACCCGCACCCCCCGUGUGGGAACCGACGUUGCAGGAUGGGUUCAUGAGGUGAUCAAGUCACGCCCGGAAGACAAGAUAGAGGUCGAACCUCUGUCCAUCGCCGACUUCAACCUCCCAAUCUUUGAUGAGCCCGUCAUGCCCGCCAUGGUCCCAGCCAUGAAGCAGUUCACCAAGGAUCACUCCAAGAAAUGGAGCGAGGCCAUCGCAUCCUUCCAGGGCUACAUCUUCGUCAUCCCCGAGUACAACGGUAGCAUGUCGGGGGCCACCAAGAACGCCAUCGACUACCUGUACAACGAGUGGCCCGGGAAGCCUGUGGCCGUCAUCAGCUACGGCUCGCAUGGCGGGGAGCGCGCCAACAAGCACCUCAGCGAGAGCCUGGAGCUCGUCAUGAAGAUGAAGGUCGCCCCGACCAAGGUCCAGCUCGCAUUCGCCCCAGGCACCGACGUCUUCGCCGCCAUCAACGACGGCGUCUUGGGCGAGGACACUAAGAAGGCGUGGACUGAGGCAGGAGCCAAGGAUCAGAUCCUCAAGGCCUUCGGGGAAGUCAAGGAGAUUCUAGAGCAGUAG
Messenger RNA from Bipolaris oryzae ATCC 44560, 597 nucleotides. RefSeq lists its product as uncharacterized. NCBI's taxonomy places the organism in Eukaryota, Fungi, Ascomycota, Dothideomycetes, Pleosporales, Pleosporaceae. Gene Ontology annotation, molecular function: oxidoreductase activity; FMN binding. The transcript has a single exon. The record is from RefSeq and is a predicted model, not a curated record. Gene Ontology annotation, cellular component: cytosol. The coding region runs from base 1 to 597 and encodes 198 amino acids.